Molecule: messenger RNA, 1132 nt
Organism: Scaptodrosophila lebanonensis
Lineage: Eukaryota; Metazoa; Arthropoda; Insecta; Diptera; Drosophilidae
Gene: Syx13
Product: syntaxin-12
Exons: 3
Coding region: 73-888 (271 amino acids)
Biological process (GO): vesicle-mediated transport; vesicle fusion; intracellular protein transport
Cellular component (GO): SNARE complex; membrane; endomembrane system
Molecular function (GO): SNAP receptor activity; SNARE binding
Source: RefSeq, a predicted model, not a curated record
AUCGGGACAGACAGAGCAGCUGUAAUUUUACAAAGAAUACAGCAGUAGCAUUGAAGUCAACAAUCGAGCACCAUGUCGCAUGCAUUAAAUAAUUCUGCAGGUACCUCUCAUCGCGACUAUGGAUCUAUUACUACUUCGACCACCGUCACUCCAGAGGUUAGCUUUGUUGGCGGCUUCAGCCCCACAGAGUUUAUGUCGCUGAGUGAGGACAUUGCCCAUAACAUCAAUGCAAUCAACUCGAGCACCAAGCAACUCGAAAAAGCUUUGAAGAAUAUGGACAGCUCGUCGGUACGCGAUAAGGUGCACAAGAUUAACAGUAAGACAAAGGAGCAUGUUGAAACAACAACUUCGUAUCUGCAACGCUUAGCGACAGUGGUACCGCGCGGCGAUCAGCAGCAAAAGCUUCAGCUUGACAAAUUAAAGGGUGAUUUUGAAAGUGUAGUGAAGAAAUACUCGGCUUUGCAAAGGAACAUUUCAACCUCAUUGAGACGCAGCUACCUCCUGCAGGAGGAGAUUGCACGGGGAGAAGCAGAAGAGUCUGCUCAGGGAAACUCACUAAAGAAGCAUGUGGAACAGGAGGAAAUGGCCCGCCAGUUGGUGAUGAUGAAGGAGCGUGAAAAGCAACUGAUUCUAUUGGAAGAAGAUGUACUUGAUGUCCAACAAAUCAUGGCCAAACUUAGUAUGAUGGUGCACCAGCAGGGCGAGAGCGUAGGUGUUGUGGAAACCGUUAUAGGACAAACAGCUGCAAAUGUGGAGGAGGGUCGGCUAGAGUUGGCUAAAGCGGAAAGAAGUCACCGGAGCCAGCGGCGCAAGAUUUUGAUUCUGUUAGCGAUUGCUGUGAUAAUAGGAUUAAUUGUAACUAUUAUUAUUGUCAGCAAAUUAAGUUAAUUUGUUAAUAAUACAUACUUAUAUAAUAAUUAUGUAAUAUACAUAUGUAAUAAUUUUAAGACCUUUUUUUGCAUUUCAUAUGCAAUCGACUAACUAUGAUUCAUCACAAAGUGAGAGAGCGCGCGCAAAGCGGUCGGACAAGUUGGAAUGCGUAAUAGUUUUUAGCUGUGUACUUGUAUUUAUAAACGACAAACCCAAAAAUUGCAUAAAAUACACAUUGAUGUUUUAUAAUGUUAUCAACUAA